Pangasianodon hypophthalmus (striped catfish) is the source of this 6740-nucleotide messenger RNA. Its product is annotated as glucocorticoid receptor. The transcript has 11 exons. Gene Ontology annotation, cellular component: nucleus. NCBI's taxonomy places the organism in Eukaryota, Metazoa, Chordata, Actinopteri, Siluriformes, Pangasiidae. Gene Ontology annotation, biological process: nuclear receptor-mediated glucocorticoid signaling pathway; regulation of DNA-templated transcription. Gene Ontology annotation, molecular function: nuclear glucocorticoid receptor activity; DNA-binding transcription factor activity; zinc ion binding. The record is from RefSeq and is a predicted model, not a curated record. The coding region runs from base 669 to 2849 and encodes 726 amino acids.
UCCUGUCUCACGCAGUUCAAAGUCUUUGCUGUACAUUCAGUUUAUUAUUAUUAUUGUUGUUGUUGUUGUUGUUGUAAUUUUGUGGCGCAGGAUUCACGCGGAUGAUUUCGUGUUGUCCUUCCUCACCUGGCAGCACCUCUGCUUGUUUUCAUUUUUAAAUUCAGACGCACAGAAGGAGAGCUUUUGGUUUGGCUUGUGUUUCUCUUCCGUUAGCGCGUGCACUUCGCCCCGUUUAUCAUAGCCCUGCGCCAUUUACACUCAAACUUUAACAAAACAGCAACUCGGAAGAUUUCUGUCUGUCUUUGAUGAACUGAAAAUGGAAAUAAAAUGUCAGUAAAAAAAGGCAUGACAUUUUCAGUUCCAGUGUUAGAAUCCAGUUUCACGCAGCUGCGUGGUUUUUGCGUGAUUUAGAUAACGCAGUUUGUUUGAGGUGUACUGGGGAAUUUUGGGUCCAAUCUGAUAUCUGAUCCAGCAGGGAAAAAAUGACACGUCUGGUCUGAUGACAUGGACAUGACCUAGAGCUGAGCUGUGUGAGCGCUUUCAGCACUUUCCGAGCUGGAGCUCCUGCGCGCGCUGUGGAGAGGCGUUUCACUGCCCACACCGCGGCUUCACACGAUAAAGUGGAAUGACGUGGGUCACUUGGUGAAUAUUUGUCGCAGCCUUGAGAGAUGGAUUGUUGGCUGAACCUUAGCAAUAAUCCAGCCAAGAAUACAUCUUUAGGAGAUCAUCCCAUGAGAGGCCUGCUGCAAACCACGGGGAGCAUCGUACCCACCAGCUCCUUUUCCAGUGACGUCUCGAAUGGACUGAGCAGCGUUAACGUUCACAGAGAGCUACCGAUGGGACAAAACGCUCAAGAGCCUGACAGUAAAGCCUUCAAGAUGCAGCAAAAGCCGAAGGAAGGCUUUAACCUCAAGGAUAACCUCGCUCUUUUGGACGAGAGCAUCGCUGAUUUAAACCGCAACUCAAGUUCAGAAAACUUGUGCUUUCGAACCGCUGACACAUUCACAUUCAAAAUGGAGGAGUUUUCCUCUUUGGAUAAACCUGACUAUGACUAUGUCUCCUAUGACCAGCCGGAAAAAGACGAGUCUGGGAACGAGAGACUGAUAGAAGAGAACACGCUGGAUAUCCUACAGAGUCUGGAGCUACCUGGCUCUCUUCCAGACCUCAAUGAGUUCUGUGUGACAAAUGACAAUGCAUUUUUCCCUUCCCUGGCAGUGGAGGACACACCGCUCAUAGACAGCAGCAUGCUGAAGGAUAUCAAACCUGUUCUGCCUGGAAAAAACAUUAAUGGAAAUGAUAAAGCACAUCCACAGCAGACUCUGGAACAUAACCUCAAUGUUCCUGUCAUAAAGACAGAGAAAGACGCAGAUUUUAUUCAGUUGUGCACACCUGGUGUGAUCAAGCAAGAAAGUGAGAGGAGAGGCUACUGUCAGAUGACAACAAUGGCUGGGCAUCCUGGAGCGUCCGUCAGUCUGAGCAUGGACAGCCAGCCGUACCACUACGGAGUCAGUACCGCUUUAGCACACCAGAAGCCGGUACUGGACUUGUAUGGCCCUUUGCCAGCUGGCAGUGAUGGCUGGAUUCAGGGAAAUGGAUUUGGAGAUGCAUCAGGGAUGCAGAGAGCCAACAAGUCUGUGUCUCAACCAUGUCCUUCCACCUACACAUACAACAGUUCUGUGCUGAGGCCUGAAGCCAGCACUUCAAGCUCAUCUGGUCCCGCUCGACCCAAAGGCCCGACCAGAAAGAUCUGCCUGGUGUGUUCGGACGAGGCGUCAGGGUGCCACUACGGCGUUCUGACCUGCGGAAGUUGCAAAGUUUUCUUCAAAAGAGCUGUAGAAGGAUGGAGAGCACGACAAAACACACAUGGCCAACACAACUAUCUGUGCGCCGGGAGAAACGACUGCAUCAUCGACAAGAUUCGCAGGAAGAACUGUCCAGCCUGCCGCUUUCGCAAAUGCCUCCAAGCGGGCAUGAACCUAGAAGCACGCAAAAACAAAAAGUUGAUCCGACUAAAAGUGCAGCAGGCUACAGCUGAGUCCUCGUCCUUCAUGGCCAGCGAGCGUCAGUCCUCUCUGGUGCUCAAGUCCAUGCCUCAGCUCGUACCCACCAUGCUGUCACUGCUAAAGGCCAUCGAGCCUGAAAUUGUGUACGCUGGCUAUGACAGCACCAUCCCCGACACCUCCACACGCCUCAUGACCACCCUGAACCGUCUCGGCGGACGCCAGGUCAUCUCCGCCGUCAAGUGGGCCAAAGCCCUGCCAGGUUUCCGGAAUCUGCACCUGGAUGACCAGAUGACCCUGCUGCAGUGCUCCUGGCUGUUCCUCAUGUCCUUCAGCCUCGGCUGGAGAUCGUACCAGCAGUCCAACGGAGGCAUGCUCUGCUUCGCCCCUGACCUUGUCAUCAAUGAGGAGAGGAUGAAGCUGCCCUACAUGAGUGAACAGUGUGAGCAGAUGCUGAAGAUCACGAACGAGCUGGUGCGGCUCCAGGUCUCCUACGACGAGUAUCUCUGUAUGAAGGUGCUGCUGUUGCUCAGUACAGUGCCAAAGGACGGGCUGAAGAGCCAUGCUGUGUUUGAAGAAAUCCGCUUGUCCUACAUUAAAGAGCUGGGCAAAGCCAUCGUCAAACGGGACGAGAACUCCAGCCAGAACUGGCAGAGGUUCUAUCAGCUCACUAAGCUUUUGGACUCCAUGCAGGAGAUGGUGGAGGGACUGCUCAAUUUCUGCUUCUACACGUUUGUGAACAAGUCCCUGAGCGUGGAGUUUCCCGAGAUGCUGGCUGAAAUCAUCACCAACCAGCUUCCGAAAAUCAAAGAUCGCAGCGUCAAGCCACUUCUCUUUCAUCAAAAAUGACUGCCUUAGAUGAAGACAAUGCCUUAACUCCACCAGUAGCCUAACAGUUCUGAGUAAACCUUCAGCUAUCACGGCUUAACUGAGUGAGACCGCAUGAUUUAUCUUUUUUUUAGUGAGUGUGUGUAAAGAUUGAUUGAGAGGGAAAGAAAGUCAGUUGAAAGAAAGUUAAAGUGUCCAUGGCACAGACAAGGACUGGAGAUGUACAUAUAUAUAUAUAUAUAAAACACACACACACACACAUAUACAAGCCUUUUUCAACCCUUUAUUCUCAUAAAUCACCAUUAUAAUAUUUUCUGCAGAAGCAUUCAGUUCGGAUCCGGCUCAUUUUAGAUGAGAAGAAAUCUUUGCGAUGCAAUGUUUACCAAGGGACAUCAGAGAAGGGAAAAUGUGCCUUUAAAAAAAAGCUGCGCUAUUUCUUAAUGUAAAUGGCUUACAUGCUUUUUGUGUUUGUGCCUUGUACCUGUGAUAGCUUUUUCUGCUCUCCUUUAAAACAACAGUGUUUGGUUUUCUAAAGUUGGCAGCUCAGUAAUCCUCAGGACUGCUGAAAGUCAGGAUGUAAUCCCUGAAGCUGCGCCAUGGAAAAAAAAAGCCCUUUUCAACCCAUUUGCUGCGCUUGAAAAUAUUAGAAAAUAUUUUUCACUGCUCUUUGAGGUCUUUUGUCACUGGCUGCACACUGUUCAUCAUAUGACCUCAUUAAUCAUAUUCACAUAUUCAGAGUUUGAGUUUAAGUCUAUAUUCCCUGUGAUUUGAGACACAGCCAUUUGUGUGCUGUGAAACAGCAGGUUUCAUUCUCUGCUGGACGAACAGAGUAAACUCAGUAAGUGCUUCAUCGAAAUGAUGAAAUGUUCUAGAGCUUUAUUUUCUUUGCACACGUAGUAGUACAACGAGAUGCAGUUUGCUUGUUGUGAUCGUUCUGUCAGCUUAGUGCAGCAGUGAUUCAGACUGAAACGGAUUAAUGGAUCGAACCGGGAACUCUGUGAGCUGUGAGUCAGCGACGGUCCCCGCUGCACCACCGUGCCUCUCCUGAAAGAAUAAUACCAUUUUAAAUUUACAUGUUGAAAAAAAACUUUGAAACUACUUCCUGCCUUUCCAGAACCAAAUUGUUAAUUUGUUUGUUUUGACUCCCUAAAAAAAUCAAACUGACUUUAUUGAAGCUGAGAACAUUGUUGGUGGCUGUUUGGUUAGAAAACAGGAAGUAGAGUAAGUGUCUUUAUCUUGGAGAAACAUAUAGCAGUUUAAAAUGCUCAUCAUAUCAGCAACAGGCUUUAGCAGUAUGUUAUCUUUAACCUGGUCUACUGUUGGUACAGGGUGUGUGUGUGUGUGUGUGUGUGUGUGUGUGUGAGAGUGUGUUUGAAGCGUUGCAGGCAGCUUUUCUAUAACUGCUAGUGUCUUUUUUUCUGCACUUCCAUUUUCCUAUUUGUUUCAGUCCUUCUGUAGAAUUUGUUUAAUUGGAGAGUUGUUUUUAACUCUGGAACCCUGGUUUUAUGUGCUUUGUUUGCUCUCAUGGUGCCAAAACCUGCACACUGGCCUUCUGUCUGCUCAGGCUCGAGUCUAUUUGUCCUUCUAUCUGCUCUAGUUUUUUUUUUUAUUAGAGCGAUUUGUUGUCUUUUUACCAAACUGCACCAGCAAAGCUUUAUACAAAUGUCUGAGGUCUACAGGCCUAGUCAUUUAAUAACAGCCUCGUCAUUUUAGCGUGCACGUUUAUUUAUAGUGCUUAGAAGUAGUUUUUUUCUUACUGUGACCACAACAUUGCUGUGUUUAAAAAGAAAGAAUUUCUCUUUUACCCAAACACGGCAUACACAGACUAAAAAAAAAUCCUUAUUUUGUCAUAGGACUGGGGUUUUGUCUAGUUUUGUUUUUAAUCCCACUCCUGCCAUGUUCAGAAGGAAUUCUGACGAAUCCCGCUGCAGUUAUUUUGGUUUGGACCAGUCUGUAAUACACUCUAAUGAACUUAUUUGGUUCACUUUCAUCUUUCAGUAAUUUAAACCACAGUGACACUAAAUCCGUUACUGAUGUGGAAGAAUAAAUGCAGUUAACUCAAAAAUAUCAUAUCACGAUACUUUAAGACGUGUAUGAUAUGCGAGCUGCAUCACGAUAUACAGUUUAUCACAGUUUAGCUAAUGAACAGCCGGCAAAACAGAAGAGCUGCAUUAAACCUGAAAAAUGAAGAAUGGAUAAACUGAGCUUAAUGAGACUUAUUUAAUUUCUACAUUCUAACACUGAAAAUCUUUUAAAAAUGUACAGUUUUAAAAGUAUUUUUUUUUACAUCAGCUGCUUCCAUUCAAUUCCAUUUAGUUUGUAAUUAUUAAAAACAACAAAGUUAUAAAUAUCACAGUAUAGACAAUAUGUCAGAAACUGACUUCCACGACAGUAGAAAAUGCUCCUGUGACCUUUUUUGUUGCGUUCUACAGAAUCCCAGUUACUUUCACAUACAGUACAACGUUCCCAGGGUCCCACACACACACCCAUCUGUCCCACACACAUCACCUGGAAAUUUCAGGUAUCUUCAGGUAUCAGCAAAUUCUGUUUAAUGCCUUUUCAUGCCUUUUUAAUGUACUUUGUACAUUAAAAUACUACGUUUAGCUUUUGUGUAGCCUUAACAGUGUGAAAGUGUCUCAAAAUGGCUUUUAAAAAUGUCUUAAAGCGCUGUUUGUAAAUGAAAAACCUAGCAAGUACACCGGCUGUCAGCUUUAGGUUAGCUGUAGGUUAGCUGUAGGUUAGCUUUAGCUUGGUAAUCUGUGAUGGUCGGCUUUUUAUUCCCAUUUUUGUGUCCGUCGCUGCGUAUGAGACUUCAUCAUUAAUUCAAAACGUAAAUGAUGAUUCAGUGAAAAACUUUUCCUUCCACCUGGUUCCCAUCUCUAUGUCAGGCUCUUACUCCAUUUACAGGUAAUCAGUGCAAUAUUAUUUUUCACUAAUGCUUGUUAAGUAGCUAUAAUACUAAAUAAGGAAUUUGAUUGGACAACAGGCAUUCUGUCAGUAGUGACAUCACACGUAACAGCACUGGAUCAUUUUACUGCGUACAUCCUGUGUGCUGAUACAGGCGGGGAUUAUACAAACCUGGACGUGUUUAUGAAAAUAAAAUGAAAUUUUGACGUGUUUAUAAUGCAUAUAAAAGUGAAAUCAUUUAGAUUGAAGAUCAGAGUUUUAAUGGCAUUUAAGCACAAAAUUCAUUUAAUGUUUUUCAUUAAUCUGAAGAUACUCUGAAACAAAUCUUUAGUACACCAAACUUUUAAAAAAAUUUAGUUUUUUGUCAGACUGGAUUUAUAAAGACAAAUUGGGAUUAUUUUGUCAGUUUCUCUUCCCAACCCCACCACACAUGAUCCCUGGCAGUCCUCACUCGUCAAAGACACAACAUUUUAAAAUUUACUUUCGAGUUCUUAUCCUACAGCAGUUCUAGGAAAUCUCAUUUGUCUCAUAUCUGAAUGAUUUUUCCUGUAAUUUUAUUGCAUAAGAUGCUUUUGUCAUGUUUGUAUUUUGUUUUUUAAAAGAUGUAUUGCACUUUCAUGUAAAACAAAGUGUUAUGUUUGCCUUGUAAGUAAUUCUCUAAAUGAAUGGAAAAGACUUCAGAGCGAUCACUGUGUUUUAAAGACAACAGAUUGGGAAUGUAGGGUUUUUUUUCUUCGUUACAGCGGCUAAAACAUGGUAGAGUAACGAUAUGAUGAUGAUGAUGAUGAUGAUGAUGAAGAUGAUGAUGAUGAUAAUGAUGAUUAAUGAAAGUGUUUAAAGCAGUCACAUUUUCCAGUAGCACUUGGUAUCAUGUUUCGAAUGUGUUGUUUUACUUCAUUUUUUAUUUCCUUUCUAGGCUUUGGUCUCAUGCAUAUUGCUGUGAAAAAGAACCAGUCACUUGAAAAAAGAAAAAGAAAAAAAAAAAAGAUAAAACUGUGUGUGAAA